Molecule: messenger RNA, 384 nt
Organism: Porites lobata
Lineage: Eukaryota; Metazoa; Cnidaria; Anthozoa; Scleractinia; Poritidae
Source: the annotation of a GenBank genome assembly
AUGCCUGGUAAACGAGAGCGGGCACAAUUCACAAUACACGCUGUUAUUGAACAUACAAUUGGUAACAGAACUGAGUACACUGAUAAGACAUAUGGGCCAUUCAAAAUGGAAGUUCCAAAAUUGAGUAAACCUGAUAUGUAUAAAUUCUUAAUGUAUACGCUGCUCCAAAACAACUUUACAGUUUUAUCGACAGAGACUAUAGCCGAAAUUGGAGCUACUAUAACAACACACAAUGAGCAGUUCUUCAAAGAUCACAAAGUUGGUGUGCUAAAAUUAAAUACAUUCUUCUUGUACAAGCAGUUUCAGAUUAAACAACGGGGCGAUAAUACUUGUAUGGUGGAUUUUGUUUGGCAUAACUGCCAGGGUAAGAAAGGAUUCCAGAAA